Molecule: messenger RNA, 1596 nt
Organism: Limanda limanda (common dab)
Lineage: Eukaryota; Metazoa; Chordata; Actinopteri; Pleuronectiformes; Pleuronectidae
Product: rho guanine nucleotide exchange factor 5
Exons: 12
Coding region: 1-1596 (531 amino acids)
Biological process (GO): activation of GTPase activity
Cellular component (GO): cytoplasm; nucleus
Molecular function (GO): guanyl-nucleotide exchange factor activity
Source: RefSeq, a predicted model, not a curated record
AUGGCUCAAUCUGAUAACAGAGAGGAGAACCUUAGCUCUUCCACCAGUAGCAUCAUCGCUAAUCUAUACUCCUACUUUGGAGAUAUUCCUGAACCGACCACGGAUACGAGAGAGCAGCUUUCAGGCGAGUUCCCCACCUUGGAGUCGGAUGGUGCACAGGACAGUGAAGCUCUGGAUGAGAGCGACGACUCCCUGAACCAGAAUGAAGACAACAGAGUUGAUGACGAAGAUCAGGAUACAAAUGCAGCCGGGGAGGAAGAGCCCGUAGAGGAGGAAGAGUUCCAGUCAAAGUACAUCCACUUUUUCCCUCUGUAUCAGGACUACUGUCUGCAGGAGGGGAAGAAUGAUCAGCCCAGUCGCGACAGGAGUUUUCUGUCUGAACUGAUAACGCCAAAGUAUCUGCAGGGUCUGCAGUUCCUUCUUGGCCCGAGUUCUCAGCCCGAGUCCACAUCUCCACAGUUGCACCCGGCUGAAGCGAAGCCAUCCUCACCUUCAGUUCACCCCAUCAGGGUGACUCCAUGCACCCUUUGGCAAGAUCUAGAUGAGGUGAAGGCAUCUGGCCUGCUCAGCAGUUUGACCACCAGAGAGAUUCGCCUUCAGGAGUCCAUGUUUGAGUUGAUCGGUUCUGAAGCGUCCUACUUGAGGAGCCUUGGAGUCGCUGUCAAUCAUUUCCAAGCAUCGAAGGCACUGAAGCAGACCAUCUCGCCGAUGGAGCAUCACUUUUUAUUCUCCAACAUUCGUCGCGUCAUGGCAGCCAGUGAAAAGUUCCUCAUGGAUCUGGAGAUGCGACUGGGAGAGAACGUGUUCGUCUCUCAGGUUGGAGACAUUGUGCUCCAGCAUAGUUCCGAGUUUCACGAUCUCUAUGUGCCCUAUGUGACAAACAUCAUGUAUCAGAAGGACCUGGUCAACAAGCUGAUGCAGCAGAACAGAGACUUUGUGUUUUCACUGAAGAAGCUCGAGAGUGACCCGGUUUGUCAUAGACAGGAUCUCAAGUCCUUCCUUGUCCUUCCCUUCCAGAGGAUCACUCGUGUUAAGCUUCUGCUGCAGAGCGUCCUGAAACUGACUGAACCAGACUCGGAAUCAGUUUCAAAUCUUAUAAAAGCAAUAGCAGCCAUUCAUGAGAUUGUGACCGACUGUAACAAGGGAGUUAAAAAAAUGAAACAAAUUGAGGAACUGGUCUGCCUGGAGACGCUGCUGGAUUUUGACAAAGUUAAGGCAGUUCCUCUGGUUGUGAGUGGGCGGUUUCUGGUGCACCAGGGUCCCAUGAGACAGCUGACGGUGGAGGGAACUUACAACCCCAGAACAUCAUUCAUCAGCGUCUACUUCCACCUCUUCAAUGACCUCCUGAUCAUCUCCUCCAAAAGGGAUCAGCGGUUCAUAGUUCUGGAUCACACCGAGUUCCCUGCACAUGUGCGUGUUGAGCACCUGAAGACCAAAGUUCUGAAUUUACCUUCAGAAUCCUUCCUGCUGCAUCUGUCCCAAAGUCAAGUAGGACAUCCCACUGCCAUGAUAUUUGUCCCAUACACAAGGUCAGACAAAGAGGCCUGGAUGAAGCUGCUGUCACGUGAUGGGAACUUGACAAUUCAGAAAUUUUAG